This is a messenger RNA of Puccinia triticina, 402 nucleotides long. RefSeq lists its product as uncharacterized. Bases 1 to 402 code for a protein of 133 amino acids. The transcript has a single exon. NCBI's taxonomy places the organism in Eukaryota, Fungi, Basidiomycota, Pucciniomycetes, Pucciniales, Pucciniaceae. The record is from RefSeq and is a predicted model, not a curated record.
AUGUGGGUUGUGAAUCACUCUGAUGAAGAUCAUUACAUCUUGAAUGCCGGUUCAUUACACAAUCCACAUCUCCAUCACUCCCUUUCUAAUCUUCCGUUGGACCCACCCACCCCGGCCGAUUGGGUUGAAGCAAUGGCAAAGGGCCUGGACAUCUGUAAUGAUGGCGGUGAUGGGGUGCAAUCAGACCAACAAGACCCGAGUGAAAGCAGCUGCUCUGAGGAUGAUGACGCCAAGGGGGAGACUGACUUUGAAGACACAGGGAGUCAGGCAGAAACUGGGUCCACCUACAACGCCAAUGAUGUAGAGUGGAAUGAGGAUUCUGAGGGCUUUGAUACUGACAUCUCAUGGGGGUCCGCAGAUGCCGAGGGGGAAACUGACACCAAAGAUGAUUGGGCUUCAUAA